AUGGCUGGGCAAGGCAAGGAUUCGCAUGCGAUCGUUGCCGACAAGGUUCACGCCAAGACGGGCUUUGGGGCGAUUUGGGCCGUUGUUGCGAAAUUGCUCAUUCGACUCAGGUACCUGGGUCUUUUCGGCUAUGCCCUUGAGUGGCUCUUGGAGGCCUGCCAUUCCAGCAGCAAGCUGCACACCAUGCUGCAUCGCAUCAACACCCCGAAGUUCCACCUGCUGGCCAUCACCAUGGUGUUGGCAGGUCAUGUAGCGGAGCACUUGCACCAGGAGGAGGAGAAUCACCACCAGGAGGCCCAUCUGGCAAGUUUGCGUGCUGAGCUCCAGAAGCUACGCCACAGCGACUAG
Symbiodinium necroappetens is the source of this 348-nucleotide messenger RNA. Lineage: Eukaryota; Dinophyceae; Suessiales; Symbiodiniaceae. The record is from the annotation of a GenBank genome assembly.